Messenger RNA from Micropterus dolomieu (smallmouth bass), 3866 nucleotides. It is a transcript of the gene ctsc, whose product is annotated as cathepsin C. The record is from RefSeq and is a predicted model, not a curated record. NCBI's taxonomy places the organism in Eukaryota, Metazoa, Chordata, Actinopteri, Centrarchiformes, Centrarchidae. Bases 356 to 1729 code for a protein of 457 amino acids. The transcript has 8 exons. Gene Ontology annotation, cellular component: lysosome. Gene Ontology annotation, molecular function: cysteine-type endopeptidase activity.
CACACGCGCUGGAAGUAAUCCUGUAUAAGGAAUAAUAUCGAAAUAUAUGUUUGCCGAGAACUUUAGCUAGCCAACGGUUAUUAAAUGCUAGCUAAUCUUGCGCAUGUGCGUUGUACUGUUGCGUCUCAGUGACCUAGCUUGACCGUAGAAGUUGAAAUGUGGAUCUUUGUGAAAAAGUUUCAGUUUGCAUAAAUAGUGGGGAGAGUACAGGGGGUAGCAGGAAAGCCAAAGUAAGACAGGUGGUACAGAAAAGUAACGUUACCCUGUCAGUAUUUUAGGCGUUUCUCAGAAGACGUAGACCUGGCUGCGUAGUUCUUAAGGUGUUUGUUAGUGUAGGCAGGUAAGCUAGCUGUAUAUGAGGAUGAGGCUGAGCGGUGUCCUGGUGUGUGUGUUUCUGCUUUGGGUCGAAGGGUCACGGGGUGACACACCAGCCAACUGCACCUAUGAGGACCUGCUGGGGACAUGGGUGUUCCAGGUGUCCAAAGGCGGACGCGACAAGACCAUCAACUGCUCUGCUGAAGCUACAGGUGCGAGCACGGUGACUUUGACCCUGGAGAAACUGUCUGUAGCCACAGAUGAGCUGGGGCACACUGGCUUCUUCACACUCAUCUACAACCAGGGCUUUGAAGUGGUCAUUAACGGAUACAAAUGGUUUGCCUUCUUCAAGUACUCUGAGGAUGGCCCUAAGGUGACAAGCUACUGUGACCAGACCCUGCCAGGGUGGGUCCAUGAUGUCCUGGGACACAACUGGGCCUGUUUUGUAGGGAAGAGAGAGAAACCAGUACCACCCCGACGAGAUUACAAACCAGUGUUUAGCAGCAGGCUGCUCCAGAAGCCUUACAAACACAAUCUGGACUUCAUUGAUUCCAUCAACUCAGUUCAGAAAUCCUGGAAGGCUGUCCACUACCCAGAGCAUGAGACGUACACUCUGCAGGAGCUGCACUACCGAGCAGGGGGGCCCGCCUCCCGUAUCCCCAUGCGUGUAAGCCCUGUGCCCGUGAAAGCUGAUGUAGCCAAGAUGGCAGCAGCUCUCCCUGAGCACUGGGACUGGAGAAACGUUGACGGAGUUAACUUUGUCAGCCCCGUGCGAAACCAAGCGUCAUGUGGAAGCUGCUACUCCUUUGCUACCAUGGGAAUGCUGGAAGCUCGCGUUCGAAUCCUCACCAACAACAGCCAGGCGCCCAUCUUCAGCCCGCAGCAAGUGGUCUCCUGUUCUGAAUAUUCCCAAGGUUGUGAUGGUGGGUUCCCAUACCUGAUUGGGAAGUAUGUACAGGACUUUGGCAUUGUGGACGAGUCGUGCUUUCCAUAUGUUGCGAAGGACUCCCCGUGUGGCGUUCCUCAAAACUGCGCCCGUGUUUACACUGCAGAAUACUACUACGUCGGUGGAUUUUAUGGCGGCUGUAGUGAGGUGGCCAUGAUGUUGGAACUGGUCAAGAAUGGACCCAUGGGAGUGGCCUUAGAGGUCUACCCCGACUUCAUGAAUUAUAAGGAGGGCAUCUACCACCACACAGGUCUUGCAGACGCCAUCAAUCCCUUCGAGCUGACCAACCAUGCCGUGCUGUUGGUGGGUUAUGGCCGCUGCCACAAAACCGGAGAGAAGUACUGGAUUGUCAAGAACAGUUGGGGCUCCGGCUGGGGCGAGGACGGCUACUUCCGAAUCCGCCGGGGAAGUGAUGAGUGUGCCGUCGAGAGCAUUGCAGUCGCAGCCAACCCUAUCCCCAAACUGUAGAAGCUGUGAUCUCGGGAUGGGAGGAAUGGGUGUCUUGAUGAUUAGUUUUAAUAGUAGGGCUACACGAUAUAUUGUUUCAAUAUUGACAUCGCGAUGUGUGCAUGUGCUAUAAUCACAUCGCAGGACGUGCAAUGUGAAGUAAGGCAAGUUAAUUCAAACACGGGGUUGCACUUCAUCAUCAGUUUUUCAAACAACCAAAGCAGGCCCCACUAAUCACCUACCACAACCUGAAAAUGAGCCCCGCCUGCUUUUAGUUGUUUGAUAAACUGAUCAAGUGCACCCCUACAGUGGAUCACCUGCCUGUCAACAUGUAUGCAACACUGCUACUGUCACAGAUAAUGUCGUAAAACGUUCAGUUACACAAGUCGGCUUUUUAAAACCUGAGUGCCAAUUAAACACCUGUCCCUUUUACUGGCCUGGUGGGGCUACACGUUUUGACAGAAAAACGCAGGUCUCAGUUAGAUGCCUGAUUUAGAUUUUUAUAGAAAGUUCGUUGAAGCCCACCGGGUCGCCCUGCAUGAGCUUGUUCUAAGCUGCUUAGAUCACGCAUAUAAAUAAGUGUUUAAACUUAUGUCAAUAUGGAUAUAUGCUAGUUAGAUUGGUUAGAAUCUCCACAAUUCAAUCAUUCAUUUUAUGGAAACCAUGAGCACCAAAGUAUGAUUCUUUCAGAUUGACCGAAUUAAUGAUUUUAUAACUGAUAUUAUUCAAUAGCUUAAUUGUUAUACAAGUAGUAUUCAUGGUUUAAAUAAACAAUUUGAUAGUAGCCAAUUUCCCAUCUUUUCUAAACACGACUUUUGCAGAAAAGGAAUUCUAGAUGCCUGUCCCAAAUAUAUAGGCAGUCUGGGCUGUUCAUUUAAGUUUUACAGUAGAUAAAUCAGUUUGUUGCUCGACAGUUUCACCAGCCUUAGCUGCGCGGUGAGGCUUGUUUAUCUUCCAUCACUGAAAACUGGAAGUAUUUUUUUUUUUUCCUAUAUCGUGCAGCCCUACUCAGUAGUGCAAGUUUAGAUUUAUAACCUAUGUAGCUUAGCUGUUUACAGUGUAUGCUUGGAAAUUUAAAGCUAAAGUCUAAAAUGGCACAUGUUUGUCUUCUUCCUCCCUAAUCUAACACGUGGAGUUAGCUGUGACAAGCAGUGCAUGAAAAUUGCACAAUAUUAAGAUGAACAUUAAGAAUCUCCAGGAAACCCUGGCUUAUCCAACGCCCAACCACUGUAGCAAAUACAAUCAUAAAUCACAUAAAUUACAAGCAUAAAUUGAGGCACAAAUAUCUCUUUUGUUUGUUGUUUUUUUUUUGUUGUUAAUUUUAGUACUGAUAGAUACUGUUCACAGCAGUGGUUCCUUUAAAUGGGUUCCGGGAGACUUGAGGGGGCUCCAGAAUGUCCCCAGCAAAAAGGGAAUUACUUUAUUUUCACUAUAAUUCCAUCCAAAAAGUAACAAUGACAGAAUGUUUCAUCCACUUUCUAUAAUAAAACCUCUAAAAGCAAAAUUCAGGUCGGCGACCAUGGGACAAAAUCUUAUCAAAUGGGGGUCUGUGGUCCAAUUUUUGUCAGUUUAGUGAUCCCUGAUGUGAAGAAGUUUGAGAACCAGCACCUUAAAUGUUGCCUGUAUUGGAGGGAAACAUUUAUUCUGCUCUUUCGAUGUUUUUUUCUUCUUGACCUAGUACCAAAGACUGUUGAGCUGAUUUUACCACAUCAGCUUACUAUGUUGCUUUAACGUUUCCUGAUUUCAGCAAUCACUCAUUCGCUGCCUAUGGAAGAUUCAAAUAAUUCUGUAACUGCCGAUAGAAACGUGGAAUUAAAAUGGGUCGGUACAUACUGUGACAAAUCAUGAUGUGUAGAAAAUUCUUGUUUUAAUUUUAAAGGGAACUGACAACUGAGGAGUGGGUCAUUUGUGUUUGCUCGUCUAGUGCACCCAGAUUCUUUGUCUCAGGGAAGCACAGUGGAGAGCUGUAAUAUCUUCUGUCCUUGUUUCCCUGUGGAACAUUUUAAAGGGAUUUCAUAAUCAAUUAAUAAAGGGAUCUAACUGAUUCUAGUGCCUUUUAUUCUGCCUCUCAUUCAGUGUAAACAAGUGUUCCCAUUGUAUUGUGAAAAUUGCACUGUUUUGUUUUUUAAUUUGACAGAAUAAAAACAUUUUCAAUUCA